CGCAAGCAAAAAGGUAAACGUUCAAAAACGAGAAUACUUCAGCACAAUAUUCCCCUUAAGUCUUUCUCGUUCAACUGAUUAAUGCCAUAGGAACGUCGAAAAAGUCGUAAAUGUGCUAAUUUGUCCAAUUUGAGGGAUAAAAGACCCUAAAAUUCGCGAUUAACAACGAAAGUUGCACGAAGCCUUCGAGAGACUGCUGCAAAAUGACUACCGUUUUUUCAAAUUUGAACUUUUUUAUUCUUUGUCUACUGCUUGUUUCUUGUUCUUUGGUGUAUACAAGUAACAAAGACUGUACUGCUGGACCUUGUUUUCCUACGUCGGGGGAAAUUGCGAGUAAAUUCUCAGUUCAAGCGAAUUCAACGUGUGGCGUCGAUAAAGUUGAAGAAUAUUGUCUUCCUUCAAGUCUUGACUGCAACCAAAUUUGUAAUGACAGUAAUCCUAAGGCUAACCAGAGUCACUCUUCAACUUAUAUUAACGAUGCAUUUGCUUUAAAUACAUUCUGGAAGUCUUCAAAUAUGGAUCGACCAGUGUUUUUACAGUUUGACUUUGGUGUACAGUUCAUGGUUUAUCGUUCUGUAGCGACGUUUGAGUUCGAGCUUCCUGCUGCCAUGUACUUCGCAAAGUCUCAAAACAACGGCUUGGAUUUUCAACCACUUGCUUUCUAUGCCACUGCUUGCACUAAAUUCUUUAGUAUGACGGAAACUCCGAGUAACAGAUUGAAUGGUUUAGCGGUGGAAUGCUUUAAAAUCGAUCCAACAAAUAAUCCAGCAAAGCAGAUAGAGUAUGGCCCCAUGAGAGAUCCAGCAACAUCCCAAGGGAUCGUCGCCAGCCAUCAGAACCAGACAUACUUUGUCAUGACCAAUCUUCGUCUUGUCCUGGUCAGCUACAUAACACCACCUGGCUUUGAUCCAGCGACUGCCAGUGAUCAGCUGAAAAAGAGUCUAUCAUUUACAUUACGAGACUGGGAUGUUAUUGCUGCYUGUUUUUGUAAUGGACAAGCAUCGGCAUGUGUAAGUGAAAAUGUUGGGAAAUGUCUGUGUAAAAGGAAUACUGAUGGCAACAACUGCGAGAAAUGUUUACCUCUUUAUAACAACAAAACCUAUGAAGUUAGAAAACCAUGUGAAGCUUGUGGUUGUAAUGAUCAUGCGAACAGCUGCCAUUACAACUCCACCAAGGGAUAUGGUGUGUGUGACAACUGUACUGAUAAUACAACAGGAGACAAGUGUGAAACAUGUCAAAUAGAAYACUACAGACCCCAAACAAAUCUAUCCUAUCCAUGCUUAGCAUGUGCUUGCAACCUUUCUGGGGUGAGAAACACAGCCAAUCGUACUCUCUGUCAUCGCAGUACUGGUCAGUGUGGCUGUAAGGAGAGAGUGAUGGGCAGAGCCUGCGAUACUUGUAAACCUGAUUACUGGAACCUCACUGAAUCCAACCCUUUAGGAUGUCAAGGCUGUGAGUGUUCCCUGAUAGGUACUGUUAAUAGGUCCAAUACCUGUGACCAUGCUAAUGAUGGACAAUGCCCAUGUAAAAGAAACAUUGACGGCAGAACAUGUAACAAGUGCAAGGAUGGAUAUUACAAUUUAACUGAAGAUAACCCAGAUGGCUGCCUGUCAUGUAACUGUAAUCCAGCAGGGUCAGUCAACGUGAAAUGUAACUCAACUGGAGAAUGUACCUGCCGUCCACGGUUUUAUGGGUCAAAGUGCGACAAGAUUGAAGAAGGCUUCUUUGUUCCAAGUGUUGAUUCCUUGACCCUACAAGCUGAAGAUGGAGUCCUUUCACCAGCCCAGGAAAAGAAAGUCAAGCACUCAAUGCUCACCACAUCUACUGGAAAAGAGUAUCUCUUUAUUGGUUUGGUUCUCAAAGAAAGUGACAAUGUAACAACCCCAACGCAGCUGACAAUGAAUGUGACUGUACCCAAGACAGCACUCUAUACAUUUGCACUAAGAUACAUGACCACUCAAAAUUGGUAUUUCCUGAAGCUCACAGUUGAGCUUCGAUCUUUAUUUACUCCUUUCACAUGCAAUAGUGUUACUUAUUCAAAUAACAAGCCCCAUGAGUUCUUAGCCAAUGCAACAGCUGGUAAUGAAUCAGCCAUGUUUGGUCAGGCAACCUGUUUGAGAGAGGGAGUCUAUGUGGUUAAUUUGGAACUACGACCUGGUGGCAGCACUCCUAAUGCAGAGAUAACUGUUGAUUCGGUUGUCAUUCUACCAGCUGUAACACAAUAUCCUCAGUUCCAACGAGCUUCACUGGAUGAACAAACCAAUGUGACAACAUACUACAAUUGGGCCUCUAACUUGAGACAGUGGACAGACAAUUCAAAUUUAGGUUGUAAUGCCUUGUCUGGUUACUAUGGUUACCUCUAUGGAGAAGGACAAGCUUGUUCAUGCGAUGCUACUGGAGCAAAUAACCCGUCAGUGUGUGACAAGUGUGGUGGUCAGUGUUCUUGUAAACCAAAUGUGAUUGGCCGAACAUGUGAGGAAUGCCGACCAGACUAUUAUAACUUCACCUCCGGCUCUGGAUGCCAAGCGUGUUCAUGUCACGUCGAAGGCUCCAUGCGUUUAUCCUGUCAUCCAUUUACUGGUCAAUGUGAGUGCAGACCAAACGUCAUUGGUAAACAAUGUGAUCAGUGUAUACAGAACUACUUCAACGUCACCAGUGGAAGUGGCUGCUACCCUUGUAACUGUAACUCAGAUUAUUCUACAAGUUUGCAGUGCAAUGAUAACGGUGUAUGCCCGUGUAAGGCUGGUGUUGGUGGUACCAAGUGUACUCUUUGUGCUGACAGAUUUUACAAUCUGACUACUUCAGGUUGUAUGGGAUGCAAUUGCGAUCCUGAUGGAAGUCAGAAUCUUGUCUGUAACAAAGCAACAGGUCAAUGUCCCUGCAGAAUGAACUCAGUUGGCAAAACCUGCGAUACUUGUCCAACCGGUUAUUACGGCUUGAGGGCGCCACAUCCCGAGGGCUGUCUAAAGUGUCAUUGUUCUAACAAGACCAACAAUUGUUCUACCGAUGAGGGGUGGUUUAAGGCUGAGUUGAAGACCGAGCUGCUCACCACAGUGGACAAUACAGACAUGGGUGGUUGGCGCGUAGUUGCAGCUGAUGGACAGAUAGUGGAGAAUGCUCGUUGGUCCUGGGAUGCAAGUUAUGCUCCAAGUUUGUCGCCACGGUUGUUGAAGGGUUUUAUAAGAACUAAGGUUGAACAAGAGCAGUAUUUCACUGCCCCGGAUAAUCACACCAAGCAAGGAAGAUUCGCUUACACCUACAGCAUGUCAUUCAAACUACAACAGGACAAUGUUACCAGUCCUGAUAACUCGACCAAGGGGGAUGUUAUACUAAAGGGAACUGGAUUCAGUCAGCCGAUCGUAUAUCGAUUACCAUCACCACCGAAUAAGUUAUUUAAAAUGUAUACUAUUACCUUCUUGGAGACAGACCCCAAUUGGCAUGUAGGCAACAACCUUGGUCGUCGCCCAACGAGUGACGAACUAAUGGCAGUACUGAGCACACUACAGUAUCUGUACAUAAGAGCCAAAUGGACGACAUACAAUGAUACGUUCACUCGUCUGGCUGAUAUCAGUAUGGGAUACAGUAAUCAAAGCAGUAGCGGAGAAAAGGCCGAAAAUGUGGAAACUUGUAAAUGUCCUAAGGAGUAUGUGGGUCAGUUCUGUGAGCAGUGUGCUCCAGGGUACACUAGGGUGAUUCCUAAUGGUGGUGCUUAUGUGGAUUGUGUACCAUGCUCGUGUAAUGGUCAUACUGAUCGCUGUCAUCCUGAGUCUGGUGUGUGUCUGGGUUGUCAACACAAUACUACAGGCGAUCAUUGUGAGCGUUGUAAGGAUGGUCUCUAUGGAAACGCCACCAAUGGUACUCCCAGUGACUGCAAGCCAUGUCCUUGUCCAGGAGGUCCUUUUGAAAAGAAUCAGUUUUCACCCACUUGUUUCCUGGGCUCUGAUGGUCAACCAACAUGUAACAACUGUACCACAGGACAUGGAGGUCGAAGAUGUCAGAACUGUGUACAUGGCUAUUAUGGUAGACCACAGGAACCCGAUGGGGAGUGCGACGUGUGUAACUGUAAUGAUAACGUGGACCCUAACGUACCAGGAAACUGCAACACAACAACAGGACAAUGCAAUAACUGUGGUUAUAACACCUCGGGGCAUAACUGCGAGUGGUGUGCACCUGGUUUCUAUGGAAACGCGCUGAACAGGACCUGUACACGUUGUCCAUGCAAUAGCGACGGAACAAUAUCUGGUGUUCCAUGUGACAAUAUCACCGGCCAAUGCGCAUGUCACAAGAACGUCAUUGGCAAAUUAUGUGAUCGGUGUAAGCCAAACACCUUUAACCACUCCAGUGGGGUCGGGUGCUCUGAAUGUAACUGUCACCUUGAAGGAGCUGUGAAACAGCAGUGUAAUCUGACAACUGGCAUUUGUGAUUGCUAUCCCAAUGUCACCGGUGAUCAAUGCAAUAAAUGCAAGCUGAACUACUACGAUGUAACACGACGAUGCGUGGCUUGUGACUGUCACGCCAACUACACCAAUUCUACGUAUUUAACUAAUACUACCUCUUGGUGUGACGGAGAAACUGGUCAGUGUCAAUGUAAAAAGAGUGAAAGUACUGGGAUGUAUGGUGGACGACAAUGUAACCAAUGCGAGGAACACAGCUAUGGUAAACCUGUAAACUGUACAAAGUGCACAGAACCAUGUUACUUCAAUUGGUACAAACUGAUCCAAGUCGAAAAAAAUAGGGUGUCUAUCCUGGCAAAGAAUGCGACUGAGAUGUUGAAGGAUUUUGGCGGCUUGUCAGUCGACCACAUCAACUCUACAAUACAAGAUUUGAACAAAAAUCUAACAUAUGCUGAGGGUGUAUUCAACGAAGGCGCACAGUACAAUACCAGGGAAAAACAGAACCAGAUCGAAAGGAUUCGAGACACCAUUGACGAUUUGCAGCGCAGACUCAACGAAACCGAACAAAUCUUGAAUGAAGCUGAAGGAUACUUGAAAAACAAUGUCAGUAAGUUUAAUGGAACAGUGCAGGUUGUCCCUGCUCUGCCAGAUCAUUCCUCUCCUGUCGUGGAGUAUGAUCCGUCAGGAUCCAAAGUCUAUGCUGAUUGGGUAACUCUGACUGCCAUGGCAACGGCUUACCGCAACCAAGCGUUACAGUUGAAUGAAUCUGGACAUGCUUCGUAUAGGAAUAUUACAAGUAGUUAUGAAACGAUCAAACUCGCCAACGAAACAGCAGCUCUCGCAGCCAGACAGAUCUCCGAUGCUAUGUCCAGACUCAGUCAAGUCUCCACUCGAAGAGCAGAGGUGGAGCGAAGACUAGGACCAACGUUUCAAGAGGAGCUUCGAAACAACAGCCAGUUGCUAGACCAGAUAAGAAAACUAAGCGAUGAAAUCAACGGCUUACUGGUGUCUGCUGUUGAUAAGGGCAACGAAGCAAAUGCAACCGCCAGUCAAGCUGAGACAAAUAUUCAGCAUGCUAAUGCUUUAGCUACUCAACGAAAAGCCGAGGCAGAAAAGGCGCUGGCUGAUGCUCAAAAUGCGAGCACUCGCGCUGCACAAGUAAAGACAAAAGCGACUACUGCACAGUCUACCACGGCUGAGUUCAAGGCUAACGCUUCGGCUGUCCUAGACCAAGCAAAAAGUGCUUUGGAUAACGUCACAAAAGGGAUCAACACAGUCGCCGAAAUGAGCAACAAGUCACGUGACUCAGAGGCCACCGCUGAUAGGGUCAUUGCAAAGAGUCUUCCAGUUUCCUUGGAAACAAUUCAAAAUCUUGCCAAUCAAAUAAAAGCAAUUGAAGUGAAUAACAGCCUCAUUAAUCAGACUUACGAUGGCGCAGCUGAGGGAUUGAGGCAGGCUAAGCAGGUUGAAGCACUCUCUGAAAAAGCAAUAAAUGUCUCUCAAACCACCCUUAACAAGGUCCAGAGCAUUGAGAAAGUCGUCCAAGAUUCACAGGCAUCGCGCGCCGAGACAGAACGGCUACAACAAGAAACAGACGACAGAGUGCGGAAGAUUAAAAACAUCACGCAAUCGGUGCAGUCCAAAUUCACCGAAGCAGCGAAGAUCGGAGAGGUAACCUUACGUAUGAUCAACAACACUCUGUCAACGGUUGACGAUGGCCUCAAAUGUUAUAAUGAUUCCAAACGUAUCGCGAAAGAAGCAGUUGUGACUGCCGAAAGAACCUUCAAUCUGUCGAAGGUGGCACAGACGGUCAAUGAAACUGUUAAUGGCGACAUUGAAAGUGCCAGGUCACAGGUUGAUCGUCUAUAUAGCGUAGCAAAGGCCAACUAUACUGAGAUAGUCAAAGCUAAUAAUGAUUCUCUUCAACUUUUACAAGACGUCCAGGAAGCUGAAGUUUUAUUAAACGACUACGUAGAACAAAGGAAAGAGAUGGAACGAUUAAAAGCCGAGACAGAAGGACUGGAAACAGAACUGGACAGCCUUAUUCGACAGUUCGAUGAAGAGACGCAAAAAUACAGCAAGUGCGAUGGUGGUUCGUGACGCGUCACAUUCAUUGCGUGACAACUUUUAUUAUGACAAUCGAUCACGUGUUUUUAAAGUAGUUUCUAGGUAUCUCCUAUGAUCAAGGCUUAUUCACACGUUACCUUAUUGAAUGGAGCACAAAUGGAACACUCCGUGACGUGACAUUGAUUUUGUGACACUUCGAGGAAACGAAGUUGCGGACCAAGAAAGAAUGAACCUAAAAUUCUAAGAGUACAAAACAUGGUCAAGAAAACCUUCAGCUAUUGAGGACCUGCAAGAUUGUACUGGAUACCUCCGUAGCUCUUACUGAAGCUGGAAAAUCGUACUGCGCAUGCUCGAAAAAAUGGCGGGAAAAUAAACGCGUGUCCAAAUCUUAAGACACACGUGAAUUUGUAAAAAAAUCGCAAAAAUGCAAAAAGUAUUUUCACCAUCCAUGUCACAAAGACGGCCUUUCUGUAUGAAAGGCUAAAGAGUGCUAUUGUCUCAACUAUUUACGGGGUGAACUUUUAUACAUACGAAAAUAAGUGAAAAUUCUCACGCAAGCACGAGCUUUUUUGAUAGCAAUUUUGUAGGAGUAAAUGAAAUAUUACUAUAAGCAAAUUAUAAUAGAUAGUCAAAGUAGAUAUAGUAACAAAAUAGUUUUUUGCUAAACUAAUUCAACUAUUGCAAGAAAAACMUUUUUUCAGCGCUCACUCAAUAUUUUAAGCUUUUUUAAAAGUUAAUUUACGAUUUGAUUUUGUAAAUUUUUUCUUUGUACUAUUUCAUUUUGGUAAAUAAUCCAAUCAGAAAAAGUAUACAUGUUUGGGGCCCAUAUGUCCUUCAGACCGUGCGUCAUUCUCAAAAGAAUAGAAUUCUUUGUUUGAGUUCUAUCCAUAUUCUUAAGUCUUCUGAUUAGCAACCAUUAAAUGAAGAAAUGACACUCUAGGGAAUGACACGUGGUGAACCCUUUCUUUUGGCAUUCCGCCGAUUCCAGGCCACAUGCAAUUCCCUUGAGUAUUAUGUCUGAUUACUGUCCUUAUAAACGUAGAGACUAGUUGUUAGUCCAUACAGUGACUUCCAAGGGCUUUUUACGUAAAGACAAGGCAACCCUAUACUGCUAGGCAAACUCUCAUGAGGAAAUAAACAAACUUGCCUUUUCGCUCUAUAAGUGUUAGUUUUUAAAUUGAGUAGCAUUUACUUGAGUUGUCGGUCUGUUUUCAAGAACGUUUGGUACGCUUUCCGUCAUAUUUUAAAAAAUGGCGUCCCUUAAAAAACAGCCCCAUGAUGCAUCGCGCGUCACUCAUAGGUUUUCCGCGCAACCUCGAAAAGGUCGUUAUACAGGUUCAAAGUCGAACAAUAAUACUCUGGAACAAGCUAGCUAUACUGAUAGGUAUGUUCUGAUAGUGUGAACAAAUGUAAUAAUAUAGAAGAAUAUGAUAUAUUUAUUGAUAUUGUUACCUAACGCUAAGAUGUAAUAAAGUGCUGGCCAUUUAAUCAGCUUUUUCAUACACUAAAUAUUAGG
This is a messenger RNA of Actinia tenebrosa (Australian red waratah sea anemone), 7977 nucleotides long. Its product is annotated as laminin subunit alpha-1. Gene Ontology annotation, biological process: tissue development; animal organ morphogenesis. The record is from RefSeq and is a predicted model, not a curated record. NCBI's taxonomy places the organism in Eukaryota, Metazoa, Cnidaria, Anthozoa, Actiniaria, Actiniidae.